UCAGUCGCGUAUUGACGGGGCGGGGCGGAAGUUCGUCGUCGUAUUUCCGAAAUAUGUCCGAACAGCAGACGGAUUCGUACGACUCGAGACCGGUAACGUCGAAGAAAUCGGAGAGACCGCCGUUUAAAUUGUGUUUCUCGAAGAAGGAGCAAACCGGAAAAUCCAAAGCUAGCGUGUCAAAAACGGACGCGGACUUCGUCACGCCGAAAUUCUACUCGAGGGAAUUCGAGGACGCGCGGAAUGCUGACGUAAAUGACACGCUCGAGAGAAUUGCUGCGGAACAGGAUGGAAAUCCGAGGCGUCUUUAUCAGUCACCAUUCUUGACCAGCCACACUUAUGGUUGGUGGCACGACAAAGGAAUACAUCCGAAGGACACGCGAUUCAAUUUUCAUAAGAGAACAUCGGACCUGGUGAGCUUUCAGAUGAAAAUUUACGCCGAGGAUCGAAAGUUGAAAGGUCUUAAACAAUAAAUUGAUAAUUAUAACGAUUCAAUUUAGCAAGU
Molecule: messenger RNA, 502 nt
Organism: Nylanderia fulva
Lineage: Eukaryota; Metazoa; Arthropoda; Insecta; Hymenoptera; Formicidae
Source: RefSeq, a predicted model, not a curated record